GAGCCGAGCUGCUGGGUGUCGUGAAAGUGUCGUGAAAGCGGCCUUCCUUGACGGUUCGGGGCCACCCGUAUAAGUGGGACGUGCCCGAGUGUGGAAAUUAGUAUGGAGGCAUCCUUGCGGCCUCGGCGUUGCCGGACAUCUGUGGAGAAGCAGGCGGCCGGGUGCUGAGCUCUCGACACUCGGAGUCCGCGGCGGCCGCAAGGCCAUGCUGGCUUGGCGCGUGGCGCGCGGCGCGUGGGGGCCCCUUCGCGUGGCCGGCCGGCCGCCGGGGGCGCGGCUCGGCAGGGGCGGCUCCCGCAGGGCCCUGCUGCCGCCCGCGGCCUGCUGCCUGGGCUGCCUGGCCGAGCGCUGGCGGCUGCGCCCGGCCGCGUUCGCCUUGCGGCUGCCCGGCGCCGGCCCGCGGAACCACUGCUCGGGCGCGGGGAAGGCGGCCCCGGAGUCCGCGGCCGGAGGAGGCGCUACCGCGCAGGCCCCGGGCGCCCGCUGGGUCCCGGCGAGCGCCGCCAGCCCGUAUGAAAAUCCGUGGACAAUCCCAAAUAUGCUGUCAAUGACAAGAAUUGGCUUGGCCCCCGUGUUGGGCUAUCUGAUCCUUGAGGAAGAUUUUAAUGUCGCACUAGGUGUUUUUGCUCUAGCUGGCCUAACGGAUUUGUUGGAUGGAUUUAUUGCUCGAAACUGGGCCAAUCAAAAAUCAGCUUUGGGAAGUGCUCUUGAUCCACUUGCUGAUAAAGUUCUUAUCAGCAUCUUAUAUGUUAGCUUGACCUAUGCAGAUCUUAUUCCAGUCCCACUCACUUACAUGAUAAUUUCAAGAGAUGUAAUGUUGAUCGCUGCGGUGUUUUAUGUCAGAUACCGAACUCUGCCAACACCGCGAACACUAGCUAAGUACUUCAAUCCUUGCUAUGCUACUGCUAGGUUAAAACCCACAUUCAUCAGCAAGGUAAAUACAGCAGUCCAGUUAAUUUUGGUGGCAGCUUCUUUGGCAGCUCCAGUUUUCAAUUAUGCUGACAGCAUUUAUCUUCAGAUACUGUGGUGUUGUACAGCCUUCACUACAGCUGCGUCAGCAUACAGUUAUUAUCACUAUGGUCGGAAAACUGUUCAGGUGAUAAAGGGCAAAUGAGAGGCAUCCGGCUCCAGCAGCAAGGAAGCGACUUGCAUCAUCGGCAGCAGCGCCAGCGAAAGCUACAGGACUUUGCCCAUCUUGGUGUUCAGCUUGUGAAAGGACUUGUCAGGCAGACCAUGUCUCAAACCGAAGGAAUGUACGUCGAAAAGAAGCUCUAUCAUGGGCCUACGCAGAAUUUCCAGUGUAUUUUUAAAUACAAAUAAAACUAUAAUGUAGAAUUUUUAAUCUUAGGUUUUUGAUUAAUUUGUGAGAUGAAUUAUUCUAGUUAUUGUCUUUUUUUUAAAUGUUUUUAAAAAACAUAAUUGAUAGUAUUGAAACAGGAAAGCAGGAGGGAUUUCCUGAGAUUAGAUAUAUACCCUACACAGUGUGGCUAUGCAUUUUUACGUUUGAAUUUUAAAUCUAUAGACACAUUAACAAUUCAUGUGGUGAAUACCUGACCGUUUGAAAAGGUGAGAAUAAACUUUGCGGGGUAGGGUGAAGGUGUAAAGAGCCUUAAAAUGCCAUAAGUUUUGAAAAUAAAAAGAUCAAAUAAAAUAGAUGGUAUUGAAGUUUAUCAGUAGUCUUCCAGCCUCUCAGGUACCAAAUAGUUUAUGUAUUAGGAAAACAGGUAACAUGGGAGUCAGAAUGGAACACGUAAUGGCUUUGCAUCUAAAAGGCCAAGAAUUACGUCAUGCCUCCCCACUAUUUCUAAUGUGAUGUUUGUAUGAUAUUGCAACCUGUACUUAUAUGUCAUGUAAAUAAUAUAAAACUUUAUAUUUUUCAAAGUCUUUUUUUUUUAAAGCUUUGGGGAGUCUUCUAUUGUUAACUCAAUAAAAAAAUAAAAGAGCUUGGAAAAACGUGC
Molecule: messenger RNA, 1958 nt
Organism: Peromyscus californicus insignis
Lineage: Eukaryota; Metazoa; Chordata; Mammalia; Rodentia; Cricetidae
Gene: Crls1
Product: cardiolipin synthase 1
Exons: 7
Coding region: 206-1114 (302 amino acids)
Biological process (GO): cardiolipin biosynthetic process
Cellular component (GO): mitochondrion; membrane
Molecular function (GO): cardiolipin synthase activity; CDP-diacylglycerol-glycerol-3-phosphate 3-phosphatidyltransferase activity
Source: RefSeq, a predicted model, not a curated record